AUGCCAAUCAUAGGUGCUCCGGACACCGGCGUAGCUUCUAGGAGUUGCAAUGCCGUCAGCUAUUUGAGCAACGGCCCUUACGCUAACAGCGUGGCUUAUGUCCUCGCAGACAUGGUAAACGUGACUCCAAAUCACGCGAACUACGACUGCUCCACCACGUCUCCUUAUCCAACGGAGGCUGCCUAUGGUCAUGCCACCAGUAACCUAGAGCUUUCUUAUAGCGAUUGUGGCAUAUGCUCAAGCUCUGCUAAACUUCAGAUUCUGGCGGACUGUCUAUACAGUCUUGGCGUUUACAUGGCGCUUCAAGAUAGUUGUAUGAGGUAUGAUUUCUACUCGUUCACUGGCUAA
This is a messenger RNA of Rhodamnia argentea, 348 nucleotides long. Its product is annotated as antifungal protein ginkbilobin-like protein. The record is from RefSeq and is a predicted model, not a curated record. The coding region runs from base 1 to 348 and encodes 115 amino acids. The transcript has a single exon. Lineage: Eukaryota; Viridiplantae; Streptophyta; Magnoliopsida; Myrtales; Myrtaceae.